AAACAAUUUAAUAAUAAUAAUUAUUAUCGUUAGUAUACAAAGUCUCCACGUGAUAAGCCUGUAAGUUGUAGACACAAAACUACGUAUGGUUUGAAGCAAGAGAUGGUUAAACUAAACGUGGGCCAUUCAAGUGGUUGACCAAUAAAGUGCGUAAUCCCAGGUGACGUGGUUCAUUUGGUUGUGCAACCUUGGGAAGGAUAUGGCAACAAAGAUAAUAUCACCACAUCCACAAGCUCUCUCCUCCUUCUUUCCUUCUAAAUGCAGCGGCCGCCUGCACCAACACCGGCCAUGGCUAGGACGGGAUUCAACCCAUGUGAGACCCCAGAGACAGCUGCUUCCUCGACUCUCCUUACAACAAACCAUCAUAGCCUCUUCUGCUCUUGCGGACCUUCUCCAACCUCACCAACAAAAUCCAGAUUCGAUAUUUCUACUGGCGGGGAGUGCGGGCUAUUCCUUGGCUAGCUACUACACCUCUCUUGGUCUCUUUGUCAUCUCUGUUCCUGGCCUUUGGUCUCUUAUCAAACGCUCUGUAAAAUCCAAGAUAGUGCAGAAGACAUUUAUAGGAGAAGAGGCAGAGAAGAAGGCACCAAAUCAAGUUGCUGGAGAAAUUUUAUCUUUCUUCACUCGCAACAAUUUUGUGGUAACUGAUAGGGGAGAGACUAUCACAUUUGAAGGAACGAUGGUUCCGAGCCGAGGACAAGCAGCAUUAUUGACAUUCUGCACCUGCAUUAGCCUUGCAAGCGUUGCACUUGUGCUCACCAUAACAGUUCCAGAUGUCGGGAAUAACUGGUUCUGGAUCACUGUUCUAAGUCCAUUGGCAGGAGCUUAUUACUGGAAGCGGGCAUCAAGAAAGGAGCAGAUCAAGGUUAAAAUGUUGGUUGGCGAGGAUGGAACUCUGUCUGAGAUUGUAGUUCGGGGUGAUGACCAGCAAAUAGAUCAAAUGAGAAAAGAACUCAAGCUUAGCGAAAAAGGAAUGGUCUAUGUAAAGGGCAUCUUCGAGAGAUGACAUUGCAACUUGACCCUUCGCUGAAAUGCACUUCUGGGUGUAUGUUUUUUAGCCUUUUAAAUAGGAGACUUCUGGGCAUAGACUUUGUCAUCUGUGUUCCCUAAAAAUUUUGUGAUUAUCCAUAAAUUAAUGGCUGCUUGUCUUGUAUGCUGCAAAUUUUGAAAAAUGCUUAACAUCCAUGAUGCU
This is a messenger RNA of Durio zibethinus, 1192 nucleotides long. RefSeq names its product cofactor assembly of complex C (gene CCB1). Lineage: Eukaryota; Viridiplantae; Streptophyta; Magnoliopsida; Malvales; Malvaceae. The record is from RefSeq and is a predicted model, not a curated record.